Hypomesus transpacificus is the source of this 1864-nucleotide messenger RNA. RefSeq lists its product as uncharacterized. The coding region runs from base 279 to 1256 and encodes 325 amino acids. The transcript has 3 exons. Lineage: Eukaryota; Metazoa; Chordata; Actinopteri; Osmeriformes; Osmeridae. The record is from RefSeq and is a predicted model, not a curated record.
CACAUUCUUCAUUGAGAGAGUAUUUUUUCCCAGUGCUAGUGUAAGGUUCAGACUCCCUCACAAGAAACACUUUUUAUAAAACAGAAUUGAACGAGACGCUAAAACCAUUGACAGUGGGCAGGUCAUUGAAGCUUACAUUAGACAACUCUCUCCACUAAUAGAUUUUUCUAAUCUGAUUUUUUUGUUUUGUUGUAAUCAUUGCUUUGGGCUUUCUGAAUAAAUAACCUCGACCAGAGACCAAACUGACUGGAACAACUACAUCUCCUGGCGCCAUCGAAAUGGAUCCUCUGCAAUGUAUUCCGUUGUUGGGCAACAAUCCUCAUCAGAGAACGGUGGAGGCAACACCAUACAAAAGUAAUGCAAGAGAAACAACCAAACAACGGGAAGGGAAGGGAAAACAAUAUGCACAUGCUGUCAUACGGACUAAAAAUAGGGUUUUGAAGGAAAUAUGGCUUAUAUUUCCAAAAUGGAUCAAUAACCAUUUUGUACAUUCCGAAAAACAACUAUUUUGGGAAAUAGAUAUAUUUUUAUUAACUCUUGAAGGAAUACUAGAACCUAUAUAUAUAUACAUGUUCACUUAUUUUAGUCCAUGUUUAGAUGGGAAAGAUGCGUGUUGGAAGUUAAUAUAUGACAAGGCUGUGGAGUAUAAACAGAAAUAUAAUGUUCAACACAUCUAUGUGGGCUUCCAUAAAGUGUAUUUACCCAAGGUUGAUCGUGGCAAGACAGUUUAUAGUGUUGAUACCAACUAUAAAUUUCAAUUUGUUUUCUAUGGAGGUUGUUUGUCUGAAGUACGGAAUAUGAAGAUUAAGGAUGAGGACAUAAAAAACUUCCAAACAAGAAUUACAUCUUUUGUUGACAAAUUAAAAGAAUAUUGCAAUGAGCUUCCUAUGGAUCAUACAUACAAUGAUUACGUAACCAGGAUAAAUGAUUUGGUGAAAGAAGUCUUUGAUUCAAAAUUCUGUGCAAAACACCCAGAGGUUGUGGAUAAGAUCUGUGAAUUAUGUGAGGGAGCCUUAAAGCAAAGUGAAAAAUGUUCAAAGAAAAGAAAGAAAUCGUAUAUAGAUGAAGAAAAAUGUUGUCCUAAUUUGAACAUGCCUGGUUAUGUGACAAUGUGCAAUGUCCCUUUUGACAAUCCUGAAAACAUAUUAAAAUCCCUACAUAAGAAGUUUCCAAUCCCAUCUGAUGGCUGGCUAAGACUCAAGUGGAUGUUUUCAGUACUUAAAAUUUUUUUCAAACAUUAUAAAUGUUUUCAUUAAAUGCGGGCAACUAACUUCCAAUAAAUGUAAUAAUGUAUGUGUGCUCAUGUUUGUGUUUGUUAAUGUAUGUGAAAUACACACUCCUGUACACACAAGUGUAUAUUUCAACUAUCACUGAGACAUCUGCAGUUAGCUGUUUCACAAUCUGAUUAUUAUUAUCAGUAGUUAUUUUGUUUAAAAGCGGGAGGAUGUGAGCCAGGCCCGGAGCCAGGCCCGGCGUAGCGUGACCCCGGGUCUGGAAAAAUACUUUUGGACCUCCAGAAACCCGCUAGUGACAAAGUGUGUGGAGAUUUCCACCCUGGCAGCAGCGGAACUGGCUGCAGGGACCCAAAUGUGGUACAUCCCACGUGUCAUUAGGUGGGGUCCCCCACUCACGCAAAGUAGUCCAGGCGGCAACAGUAGAACAAAAAAACAAACUUUUAAAUGCACGCGACACACACACACAAGCACACCUUUUAGAGACACAUCUCAAAGAUGUUUUAAUUGUGAAAUGUGCACCCCCUUUAAUGGCCUUUUAACAGUGUGUGGUAUCCAUGUAAAUUAUUUUUUAACGCGCUUUUAAACUGUGAGUUGAUGUGUGCUGGACAUACCAGUUUUUAUCCAUUGUU